AGCUCUGAUGUGAGGAAAGGCUGAGAGAAUUGGGGUUGUUCAGCCUGAAGAGGAGAAGCUUCAGGAUGACCUAACUAUGGCCUUCCAGUUGAAGGAGCUGACAGGAAAGAUGGAGAGAAGCUAUUUACAAGGGAUGGAGUGACAGGACAAGGGGGUAUGACUUCCCACUGACAGAGACAGAGUCGUGCACCUGCAGCUGGGACAACCAUGGAGAAGAGUGGAAACAUUCAGCUGGAGAUUCCUAACUUCAGUAACUCUGUUCUGAGCCACCUGAACCAGCUGCGCAUGCAGGGUCGGCUGUGUGACAUUGUGGUCAAUGUGCAGGGCCAGGCUUUCCGUGCGCACAAGGUGGUGCUGGCUGCCAGCUCACCCUACUUCCGUGACCACAUGUCCCUGAACGAGAUGAGCACUGUGUCUAUCUCUGUCAUCAAGAACCCUUCUGUUUUUGAGCAGCUCCUCUCCUUCUGCUACACUGGCAGGAUAUGUCUGCAGCUGGCUGACAUUAUCAGUUACCUGACAGCUGCCAGUUUCUUGCAGAUGCAGCACAUCAUAGACAAAUGCACGCAGAUCCUUGAGGGGAUUCAUUUCAAAAUUAAUGUGGCAGAGGUGGAAGCGGAAUUGAGCCAGACCAGGACAAAGCACCAGGAGAGACCACCCGAGUCUCACCGGGCAACACCAAAUCUAAACCGUUCCCUGAGUCCACAUCACAACACCCCCAAGGGGAGUCGCCUGGGCCAGGUUAGCACAGUGCUGGACAUUCGGGAGCUAAGCCCACCUGAGGAGUCCACCAGCCCCCAAAUAAUUGAGCAGAGUUCAGAUGUGGAAGGCAGGGAGCCCAUCCUGCGGAUUAACAGAGCAGGACAGUGGUAUGUUGAGACAGGAAUGGGAGAGCGCGGGGCACAGAACGACGAGGAGGUGCGGGUGCUGGGAGGAGUGCGCAUUAAGACGGAAAACCUGGAGGAGUGGCUGGGGACAGAGCACCAGCCCUCGGGAGAAGAUGGGAGCAGCGCUGAGGAGGUCACGGCCAUGGUGAUCGACACCACGGGCCAUGGAUCGCUGGGCCAGGAGGCUUUUGCCUUAGGCUCCUCUGGAGCCAAAGUGGUCAGGCCGACCAGCAGCGAGAUCGACAGAUUUAGCCCUUCUGGCAGCAUGGUUGCUGUGACUGAGCGGUACAGAUCAAAAAGCGAGUCUCCCGGGCGGAUGGAUGAGCCUAAGCACCCCAGUUCCCAGGGGGAGGAAUCAGCCAUGCUUGGAAUGAGUGGUUACGUGGAAUAUCUGCGGGAGCAGGAGGUUUCGGAGCGCUGGUUCCGGUACAACCCACGGCUCACAUGUAUUUACUGCGCCAAAUCCUUCAACCAGAAGGGGAGCCUGGACCGGCACAUGCGGCUCCACAUGGGCAUCACACCUUUUGUUUGCCGCAUGUGUGGGAAGAAGUACACCCGCAAGGAUCAGCUGGAAUAUCACAUCCGCAAGCACACAGGCAACAAGCCCUUCCACUGCCAUGUGUGCGGCAAAAGCUUCCCUUUCCAGGCCAUCCUCAACCAGCACUUUCGCAAGAACCACCCUGGCUGCUUGCCCCUGGAGGGGCCCCAUAGCAUCUCCCCUGAGACCACCGUCACAUCACGGGGGCAGGCAGAGGAGGAAUCUCCUCCACAGGAAGAGGCUGUGGCAGUGGGGGAGACAGCACAGGGAUCUGUGUCCACAACCGGGCCAGAUUGAAAUGCGGCUGUGGAGUCCCAGGAGAAAGGACUGUUCCCAUUCCUGGCUCUAAAGAGUCAGCACCAACCUGGCAGGCUGGUACUGUAAUUAGUGCAAUGCCACCACUGAACAGAAAGAAGCUACCAAGAUGUUGCCAAAAUAGAAAAAUCUCUUUCUCUCUCUUCCUCUCACACACCCCCACACACACACCAAUAGAGUGUUAAAUGUUUUUCUCCCUUAUUCCUCCUCCUCUUGGAGAAAAACAAAACAACUGUGUCAAUCAACUUCUUAUUCAGGGAUCGACAGCAUUUUAAAUUUUUUUACUGUUCUGUAGUGAUCUGGGACAAGCAGUCAUUUGUAUUUCUGGACAGCGCUGUGGCCCAGCAGGGUAUCCCACCAGCAGUGCCAGGUUCAGCCACAGAGCCAUAUCCACUGCUCCCGCUCGAGGGGAGAGCAGGGGCAAGGGGCUGUUGCCUUCUUCCCUUCCCCAGGUAGUUGCCAAGCAAAGAAAACAAAAAUACUGUCCUGGUGGAACCUGCCUUGCCCAAGUGUAUUUAUCCGUGUCUUAUUUUUGGUGUGUCUCUUUAUGUUUUUAUUUAAACUGUCAUUUUAGGGCUUUGAGCUUGCCUGUUCUAGGCAUGUGGCUUACAUUUUCAUUUAAACUGUUAUUUUAGGGCUUUGGGCUUGCCUGUUCUAGGCAUGCGGCCCUGGUGCCCCUUGUUAAAGUGGGCACAGCUACGAAGUGGUAUUCCAGAGGUCAGCAAAAUGUGAAGGAAGCACUUCAGCUACUGAGAGUGGAAUUUUGCAGCUGUGAGGUUUGCAUGGGACUCUGAUGCAUUGGGAGAAGGGCUGGAGAGGUCUUCCAGAGGAGGUUGUCCUCUCCUGGAGCUGAACUGGAGAGCUCAGACCACUCUGAGGUCCUGGCUGGAGCACUGUCAUGCUUCAGGUGUUGCUAAGGAUUAGGAAGAGAUUUUCUGGAGUUGCUGAUAAGGAAUUGUGGAGUUAGAGGCUGGCUACCAAAGUCCUCUUUCACCCCUGCUUCCCCCUCGACACGCACUUGAUCUUUUAGAACAGCAAUAUGGGAUAUGGGAAUACUGCAAUGCUGUUGUCACAGCCGAGCAAUCGCAGGUGGUUGCUUUUAAACCUGUUUCUACAAACUAGUUUGAUAACUUUUUUAUCAAUGAAAUGCAAAAAGAAAAGAGAACCUUACUCUAUUUCCUUAUAACAGUUCAGGAGACUUAAUAGUGGAUGAUUCCUAGAGCAAUCACAACUCUGUCCCCUUGCAUGGACUUAACAUUUUUGUAUUCUGAGUAGCUCUGAUGUUUAGAGCAAAUUUAGCAAACCUGGAGAGAUAUGCCUGCGUGUGUGUUGUGGGUGUUUGCACGGGCUUAUGUGGUUCAUAACCAGAAAAGCAUGGGACAGGAAGAUAAGUGCAAAUAUCCUGACAUCUUUUUUUUAAAAAAAUAUGCAAUAUUUUAAGUUUUCUCUAGUUCUGAUGCCAAGUUGUUCAUGAUGAAGGCGGGGAACAACAGGUUGCAUGUAUCAGGUUUGGUGAAGGAGUACUCUUGAGGAUGUAUAAUGUGUAUAUGAUAAGGAAGGGUGAAGUUCUGAACCUUAAGGUGAUGGGAGGAACAAGGAGACAUUGGAGAAGAAAUAACACUUCAUCUUGCUUCAGCAAGAAAGCUGGAUGAGUGGUUAGAGUGGGGGCUUAGCAGGCUGGAGACUGACCGAGUGACAAUAUAGCUUGACCUGCUGUCUGACUGCAGUUUUGUGCACAUGGAAACAUCUCCAGCCCUUGCUUUACCCAUCUGCAAAUUGGUACUUGGGAUCAUUUUCCUGCCCCUUUGGAGGGAAUAAUUUGGAGAAGGGUGAUGUAUUCUUGCCUUGCUUUAUAGAUUUUUUUAUAUGUGAGGUGUCUCACUGUUCUUCCCAUCUCUCCCUCAAAAAGAGAUAUGGCUCUAAUAUGUUUUUGUGUUUGGGAAAGGGCUCGGUGCCAGUAUCAUAUGUAACAGGGAUGUAAUAAGAGGAACCUUUCCCGGUGUUCUGAGCUAGGAACCUGCAAAAUACCGUUUCAUUGACCGUUUCAAACAGGAAAACUGAUAUUUCACCUCUGUUUUCCUUCUGUACCUUCUUCCUCCUCUCCUGUCAAGGGCAUCCAUCACACAGGGAGUGGUUUGGCCACUCAAACAACCAUCUCCAUCAGGUUUCCUGGCAAAGGUCAAACAUCAUGGUACCAAAAGAGUGAGGUUGCCAGAGAGUUGUGACAGAGGAUGAGGUGAGAGGGUGGCCGAGGUAGGAUUUGUUGCAAUCAAGGUGCAGGGAGGAGUAGAGAUAUGCUGCUUUAGUCAUAGCUUUUGAAGUUACCAAAAAUGGAAGAAAAAAGUUAAAAACUUUGAAAUCCUAUCCUGUUCACACUAGAGAGCGUAAAAAGUAACUUUUAGUUGCAUAAAAGAUUUUUAAGUGUUUUAAAAUAGAAAUUUUAAAGAAUACUACCAAACUAUAAAAAAAAAUAUUUAUAUACAUAUAUUAUAUAAAAAUAUAGUGGGAAAGUUUCCCUGCUAAGCUUGCUGUGAAGAGAAGGGUGAAGGUGCAGUAACUGCUACACAAGCAACAUUUUUCUGAGACAGGUGGCAACCGUAGUGAAGAAAGGCUGACAUAAAAUGGUGAAUGCCUUUGUUCCCAUGGCAUAGCUGUGAGUUUCUGGAGCAGGUUUUUAUUUUACUGUAUCAAUACUGUGAACAGAGGAGCAUCCAAACAAUACAGGAUGCCGACAGUGCAUCCUGUUUGCUGAUUCACUACUUCAAGUGGCCUGGUGAAAAUCAUGAAAUUAGUCCUUCAUACCUUACUAGGCCGAAAACAAAGCUUGUGAAAGGUUUUCAGUUUCUCCUUCUUUGUAUUUGCUUUUCUUUUUGUUUUUUGUUUUUUGGGGUUUUUUUUGUGCAGAGGUUGCCACUGUAUAAAUGAUCAUAUCUGAUUGCAUGCAAAAGAGCCAAUAUUCUUGCCCAGGCCUCGCUGAGGUGAAGUUUAUAGCUUGUAGCUAGAGUCAGUAUAAGGUAUGGUAGUGGGAAUCAUUUUGAUAUUAUUUCUGUGCAUUUAAUGGAUCUGUAUGUAUGUGUGGGAAUCAUGAUGACUAAUAUUUCUUGAACAGUGCUGAAAACAGUUCAGGCCCAUCCACACUAGACAUUGGAACCAGUUCUGAAGGAAUUUUUAUUAAACAUUUCUUUCAGUGGUUGACUUCCUGAGUGCAGAUGAGACCAAGGUUCAAGAAAAAAGGGGUUGGAGAUUGUAUAAGGUAUGGAAAACCUCGUGAAUUUUCUGGCAGUGGUGUAGCUACUUAGAGGUGCUUUCCCUAACAGAAUGAUACUGUGUCCCAUUGCCUCUGCAUUGGUGUGGCUCUUUGCAGUUGCACCAAAGCUGUGGAGAAUCAGAUGCCAGCUUUCCAAGCGUGAAUGUUUCUGUGGUGGGUUGAGGCAAAGCUUUGCAUUCCCAUGUCUAGCUGCAUCUUGUUCUCCCAAAGCUGUGAUUUCAACUGUGAUUUAAAGAGGAUGUGAAGAGAACUCUGAUGUUUUAAUACCUCUGUACAUAACAUUUCUAUCUGCUUUAGAGUUAGGGCUUACUAACCCAUUUGUUUUCUUGCCUCAGGCAACAGGGAGAACACACUCUGGUUUUACAGUUUGCUUUCUUGGAGGUGGACAUAGUUCUUUGCUGUCAAAGAACUUACCUCCCAAAUGUGAAGAGUUGUGGUUAUUUCCUUAAGCCUGCAGCAAGCCCUGGUGCCAAGUGUCAGCCAAGUGACAUGAUGGUUGCCACGGCUGUUCCCUGGUGCUGCCAGGUUCCCUGUGAAUAGCUGUGAAAAUAGCAAGAAUUGUUUUAAUACCGUGUUGCUGCUUUGGAGAAAAGAUAAACCUCUUCGUCUCAGGAGGAUGACUGAUGUGAAGCUGGGAAAAGGAGAAGGCCAAAAUACAGUUAGAGGAUGUGAAAACAAAUUGUGCUUUUUAUUUCCAGCAGCUAGAGAGGGAUGAAUGAGAGUUUUUUUGGGAUGUGAAUUUGUUACAGGAGGCUAAGUACAUGCUUAGAGCUAACUUAGUAAGAUCCAGGGAUAGCCCGGUGAGAGCCAGAGCAGCCGGUGCAAAGGGCAGUCUCUACUUGUCCUCUCAGCAUUAUCUACCAUCAUCUUCUCUACAAUAUUCUCAAGCUGUGAUCUGUAUAAUUUAACUUUAGUUUGGGUGCUGGGAAGAACAGAGAGCAUGUUGUGUCUCUGCUGCUGUUUUAAACCCAGAGGGGUUGGCAGUGACUGACCCUGUUCCCAUCAGACAGCUAUUCAGAGCUUUGGGAACAAGCUGCAGCCCUUCUGAAAAGCAUCAUGGGGCUGGCUCGGUGCAGAGGGCACAGGGCCAGGAUUUCAACCCUCUGUGAGCUCAAGGUUGAAAUACAUGGACAGGACAGCUCUGUCUGCUCUCAUUGCUUGUCCUGCUCUCAUUUUGUGACAGCUCCAUGGCUGUGUUUCCAUCCCACACAUCUGCAAUAGGAAUGUCACUUAACAGUGACAUGCCCAUUUCAGGAAGUGAUUCCAAGCAGAAUUAUUUUUUUGGAGUAAAGUCCUGGCACUUUUGGGUGAUUCAGCCCUAACAAGGCCUUUGCAAGAGCAGAGUUGUAGCUUUUAUUUGCUGCUGACUUCAUGUCUCCUGCAGAAUCCAAUCCAUAAAUAGGAAGACAGCUGCAAAGGUGCCAUUGAUUUGGGUGGUAGGUUGAUUGGGAGGUAGAUAGGAUUGUGCCUCUUAAAAGCCAAUAAAAACCAGCAUUUAAAAUCAUUUAAACUUCACCAAUAUAUUCUCUUUGAUCCAUGACUUGCCUGCCAAUUUAGCCAUGACAGCAUCUAAAUGUUUCUGCAGAUUAGUGACAUCAAAUGUUCAGGCUCUGCUGGAAAUAUUUUGGGGAUAGAAAAAGUCCCUGCUCAUGGCAGGAUGGUUGGACUAGAUGACCUCUAAAGGUCCCUUCCAACCCCCAUACUAUUCUAUAAGUCAAGAAGCUAUCAUUCAAGGAGACUUUUUGCCAAGGUCUGGGCUCUGAGUUUUCCCAGGGAGCUGAGCCUGUGGCCAGGACUGCAGUUGGAAAGCCUGGAAUCCACUGCCAUAGCAAUAUAAUUGUGGUGAACAUUGCUUCUGUCGCAAGGUGAGAGCCAUGCACAGAGUUUUGAUAUCAGCAGUUAAAGGGCCUAAAGAGGAGCUCAGAAUCCUUAUUUUAAUCACUAUCAUUCACAGGAUAUUUUAAUCUAAAAUACAUAUGUACCUGUGUAUGUAUGUAUGUAUAUAUAUAUAUUUGUAACCAAAUAGAAGUUAAAACUAUGCAAGCAAUACUGGCUACUUCUUGAAACUAAAGCCUACCAGAACAUUUUGGAAUAGAGUAGAUUUGGAGUAGACUUGCUGUGUUUUUUUGGUAUUGUUUUAUAACCAGUAAAAUGCAGCAGGCCAAAGUUUUGCUGCAGUUAAUCUUACUAGAAAUUUAGGUUAUUCCUAACCUGGAACCCACUCAGGUGGAUUACAAAAUUAUCUGAAGAGUCCUACCAUCUCUAAAAUAUUUCCAUCUGCUGAAAGGCUUUGGCUUGGCAAACAUAGAAAAACACAGAGGCUGGGAAUUAGGAGAGAUUGAAUGUGAUGAUUGGGCUGAUGGAAUCAAGAAAGGACUGGGAGCAUUUACUUUUGGAUGUAGGAUUGAGUUGGUUUAAGGGAAUCUUCCUGUUUGGGAAAAUAUCCAUUGCUGAGAUGGAGGCAGUGAUCAGAGCAUCCUUGGGAUGAAUUCUGGUUUUGAUGGAGGGUAUUGGAAAGCUUCCUGCUGAACCUGAUGGUACCAGAGUUUAGGCUGCUGGGAGAAAUUCCACAUGGUUUCUGCCAUUUCUUUGUGUCAGAUCUGAUAUUUGCUUUUAGAAUUAACUGCAUUAUAUCUAUAUGUAACUUUCAGUGACCUUUGGCUUUUUAUUCCUGGAACUGUAGACAAUUCAGGUUUCCCAUAACAUUAUCUUCAGCCCAACUGUGAACAAGUUACUACUGCUUCUUAUAAUUUAUUGUCUUUCUGUUCCUGAAUGUCUGUGUGAUCCAGCUGGUCGCCAGCACCACCUUCCAGUGUUUCAUUAGCUUUUAUGCACAGGGAAUUGUUGCAAUGGAUAAGUUGACCAUGCUAGUUGGAAGAGUAGAAGCCAUUGGAGAAUGACUUGCUUCCUCUAGCUGUCAUUAGGGAGUGCACACACACAUACCUGUAUAUACACAUAUAGAAACAAAUAUAGUGUGUUUCAAUAUAAACUCAUUUAGCAUUAUUCUUAUUUAAUUUAUAUUUUAAUCCAGUUGUAAACCAAAGUAUUACAGCUUGUGAAAUGAUCCUCUUGGAAAUAGAAGGAACUUUUUUUAGGUGGGAAUUCUGAAAGGUCUUUGGUGACAUAAACAUGGAUACAAGUAAGACUUAAGAACUUGUGAUGCUGGGGAGUUGCAGCCUUGAAAGAAUUUGAAACUUCUGGGUAAAGUUGGAUGGUGGGGGCCUUUUGAAGGUGUUCUUCAUGGUCUUUAACAGUUUUGUUGUAAAACAAGGACGUUCUGGCAAAGCUAGAAAUAAAAUGGUAGAAAUCAGUAAAUCAAACUAUGAUCUGGCACAGGUGGGAGCUGGGGAGGUAGCCACAAAACCAGCCACUGAUGUAUUUAGUGUCUAAUUUAAAGUUUUAGGAAAUGAGCCGUUGCUAUUUUCUGAUGUCUAGAAGUGUUUGGGGGUUUGUUAAUAACUUCUGUGAAGGCGCAUGUUCUGCUGUCACCAAUGGGAAGAAUGGAUUUAAAGAUAAGAUCUUGCUGAUUUUUUUUUGUGUCAGGGAAUAAUUUCCUUUCUGAGGAAUUAGCAAGUGCUAAGAACAAAUUCACCUCUAACAUGUCCUGCAGGCUUGGCAGUGGCUCUUCUUUCUCUAGGGAGAAAUAAGACAGCUGAAAUAAUAAGAGAGUUUGCCUGUUUUCAGCCCUGGCUGGUGCUGGUGGCACUGGAACUGCACAGGGGGAUGGGUAGAAAGGUGGAACAGCAGCAGAGCAUCACUGGGAAGAGGUAGUGCAUGUAUCUGGCAUGCCAUGGAUGCUGUGGGCAGGGAAAUGCUGGGUUUAGAACCUGCACGGGGCAGAAGCAUGCAGGAAAUGCUGCUGCCUUGUGAGACAGGUGUCCAAAGAUGCCUAUCCUGCACAUGGCAGUUGAGCAGCACCAGGGUUUUACUUGUUACUUGCUGGAGAAAAAAGGGCCAGUCCCCUGUGGGGGCAGUUUUGCUGUGAGCAUUUCAAAAACUCCAUUGGAAGGAACUGAAGGGUGAGAAGUAAAGGGUGGAAAGGGUGGUACCAGACUUCAAAAUGCCAUUUUCUGAGUUUUCUGCAAGUGUUGAACACUGAAGUUUGUUUUUGUUUUAGUGCUUUCUCCUUUACCUAUAUAAUUUUUCCUAUUUAAACUCCACAGCUCAGGGGAGGGUGCAGAGAAGAUGGAGCCAGACCCUUCCUGGAGGCACACGGUGGUAAGAAGGAGCAGCAGUAGGCAGCAGUUUAUAGAAGGCAAAAUGAGGUUAGGUAUGAUAAGACAUUAUCUCACUGUGAGUAUACUCAAACAGCAUUGGAUCUGGUUGUCCAGAGAGGCUGGGAAAUCUCUAUUAUGGGAGAGUGCAGCCUCCAAGUUCCUGUUUCCAUUAGACUGCACCAAGCUGUAUUUUUGUUGCCUUUUUUUUAGUUUUAUCAUGUAAAAUGGGAAGCUUUACUGGCCUUCCUAGUUCAUAUAAGUUAAGCUUUUGAAACACGUUCAGGUAUUUUCAAAUACUCCUGUGUAAGUUCCUUAUUUAAUCUGACAUACUCUGAUUUAUUAUUUUACUGCAGUUACCUAAGGCAGUACUUAAAAAAUCAGUGCUUUUUUUUUUUUUUUUGCAGACUUUCAGCUUAGCUAUUGUUAAUGUACCUAACACCCUUCCUCUCAGAUCGAUGGUGAAAUGCCUGCAUUAUUUUUCUACUGCAGUAAGGCUUACUUAUUUAAACCUUCCCAUUACCUUUGCAGUCAGACCCAAUACCAUUGGCUAUGAAACUGUGAAACUAAUGAGAAAUGAAAAAUGACGUUGGAUUAAUUUACUGCUGAUCAUAAAAUACAGAAAGUGGCAGUAUAAAAAGAUAAAAUACAUUUGAAAUGAGUUACUCAAAUCACAGAAUUGUGGAAUGGUUUGGGUUGGAAGAGACCUUAAAGCUCAUCUUAUUCCAACCCCCUUGCCAUGGGCAAGGAUGUCUUCUGCUAGAAUUGGAAUAGAAAUUACUGAGUCUGGGGCAGGAGGAGGAGUCACAAAACUAGUCUGAGAGAAACAAAUUAACUUGAUGAUGGCAAUGAAUUGGUUCCCCAUUUGGUCAAGUUUUAAAAGCUGUUUCUUGAAGUUUCCCUGGCUCUGCUCGUUCAUCUACGUGUCUUGGGCAUUGGUUUGAUACGGGGGUUUGUACCUCUGAGAGUAUUUCUGAGAGUUUACAUAUGUAAACCUCUCUGAAUUACUGUGAAGCUUUUUCCUGAAUCCUUCCUUGCCUGUGCAUUGGUAACUGAACAGAACUCUUGCCUGCAAGAGGCCAGUGGGAUGAGGGUGGCAGCUGUGGGUGACACUAACAAGUGGACAGUGCAAUUCUUGGGCUGACAGAUUGGAUUUUGGGAAGAGGCAUGAAGCCUCAACCCCACUGUGGCUGUCUCCAGCCCCAGGGUGUUCUUUCAGUCGAUGUGUGUUUGCAGAGGCUGUACAGGACAGCCUGGAUCUCCAGAGAUGCAGGGAAGGAGGGUGUAGGUGGCAUGCAGGCACUUUUCUCAUGUGUUAAAAGAUUUCUUAAGCCAGGGUUGUGCUAUUGGGGGAAGCACCCCAAGUGGGAUUGAGAAUAGAAUUUUGUUAUACCCUUUGCUUAAGGCUAAUUCCUUGGGCUUCCCUAAGGCACUGGCAGAAAGCUGACACUAGACAGUUUUUUCCAGGGCUGUGUUUUCAUGGGGCAAGUGCCAGUAAGGAAUAUUGGGAAGGGAGAGAGGAGUGUUGUUCAAAUAAGGCAUGGUUGUUUUGUGUUGGUGGGUAAUAUGGCUGACAUUUAGGAUGGGCAAGAGCAAUCCUGGGUGGCAAAAAAGACUUUUCUGAAUAAGGUCUAUUAGAAGCUGAAUGAGGAGGAGAAUAACAUGCACCUGUAUGUUCUUGCAGUAACAUAUUCCUCACCUCAUGCCCCACACUUGCAGGGAGAAUUAGCAAUGGAUGAGAAGGCUGGAUCAAAGCACUACUUUAGUCUGAAAAGGGAGGGGAAUGAAUGCAGUUUUCCCAAGUCUCUAGUGUGUUAAACACUAGCUGAAGCUUCCAUGAGCUGUGACCCCGUUGUCCCCAGAGCUCCCCUUGUUUCCCUGGUGUCCCUCCAACUUUCCUGCACAACACUGUGAGUAUGAUAUCUGUAGCUGUUUUCAAAACUUUGGGUUUUUCCAUUAAAACUUCUCAGAGCAGGAAAUGCUGUCCUACUGCAGGAGCAGACAGGACAUGACCCCAAACAGGGCACAGAUAGUUGAGAAGUGGGAGAGAAAGUUUUAAGAGUUAACAAAGGAAGUGGCUUUGUACAGCAAUUUGCUAAUCAAACAAACUUGUCUUGUAACAAACUUAACUGACAAUCAAUUUCUAAAAUACAAAAGCCUCUUAGAGAAAUAGUCAAGUAUAUCUUCACCAGAAAGAUUUAACUGGGAUAACGUAAUAAAGAGAAUAAAGAGCACAGGAUUUUGGGAUUUUUCAAUUUUUUUUUUUUUUUUUUUCCCCCUCUUUUGAGCAAUCACUCCAGAAAUGUAGUUGCAUUCAGCAGCAAUGUAUUCACAGGACAGUAACUACCUCUCUCUCUUGGAGUGCUGAGGUUACCACACUACACAACACACUCUAGCAGCAAAGCUUUCACUUUAAAGAGAUUUGUUUUCCUUACCUCUGUGUUUCAGAAAUACAAGUCUGCUCUGUAAAGUGACUCUAAUGAAAAUGUCAUCUGGGAGGGGCAAUGGGAGUCCUUUCGGGUACACACAGUCCUUCUUGGCCUCCAGUUCCUUACUGUGACCCUUUGCAGGUUGGCCAUGGGGCUCUGACAGUUCAGGGGGACUUUGUCGGCUCCUCUGUGCUGCCUGACAGUGAACUGUCCUCUGGGCUAGAGCUGUAAGACCACAUUCCUGCAUUAGGAAAUCAGUUAAUGGUGGGGAAGGUAAAAGGAGUAUCCAUCUCCCUCCUGCC
Molecule: messenger RNA, 11950 nt
Organism: Pseudopodoces humilis (Tibetan ground-tit)
Lineage: Eukaryota; Metazoa; Chordata; Aves; Passeriformes; Paridae
Source: RefSeq, a predicted model, not a curated record